This is a messenger RNA of Colletotrichum orchidophilum, 1746 nucleotides long. RefSeq names its product C6 zinc finger domain-containing protein. Gene Ontology annotation, biological process: regulation of DNA-templated transcription. Bases 1 to 1746 code for a protein of 581 amino acids. Lineage: Eukaryota; Fungi; Ascomycota; Sordariomycetes; Glomerellales; Glomerellaceae. The transcript is spliced from 2 exons. Gene Ontology annotation, molecular function: zinc ion binding; DNA-binding transcription factor activity, RNA polymerase II-specific. The record is from RefSeq and is a predicted model, not a curated record.
AUGUCAUUGGAUACCUCGAUUCCGGGGACUGGAGUCUUCUCGGUUGUACCCGCACCCAAGAAGCCCAAGCGGACUAGGGCGAGCGCAUCAAAGGUCAGGACCGGCUGUCUGACAUGCUCUCAACUCUGCCGCAUCCUUCACGCAGUCAACCCUAGUUCUCCAGUAGCUGACCAUGAUCCCGCCGCUGUCAGAGUCCGACAUGUUAAAUGCGACGAGGCGAAGCCGUUUUGCAAGCCGUGUAGCAGGGACAAGCACAAGUGUGACGGGUAUUCGACGGCUCUUCAAGACAAACGGCCGACUCCGACAUGCUCGACUCCUCCCGCUCGGCGGCAAUAUUUCAACUCAGUAAUGAAGCUGUCGCCUCCUGUUGAUUGGGACGUCUCCGGCACGACCCUCGAGAGGCUAAUGUUCCACCACGUACACCAAUGUACUGUCCCGGAUUUCGGAACCGCUACCCCUCUGGCCAAGUUAUGGAGCAACUACAUCCUACCGCUGGGCUAUUACUCCGACUCGGUGAAGCACGCUAUUAUCGCGCUUGGUGUAGCUCACAGGGGAUUUCUGGAGAAUCCCUACUUUGACGAAAAGCCUUCCGAAUCGGCUUUAGCGUUCAACGACCUAGCCGUGAGGCAUCAUCGAAAGGCCGUUUCGGAGACGAUACAGAUCAUGGCCGACCCGUCACCCGUCAACAUCCGGAUCACGCUCAUCUGCUGUCUAGUAUUCGUAUGUUAUGAGAUCGUGCGAGGCCAAUACGACAAAGCCAUUCAGCAUCUAAAGGCGGGGUCCAGAGUUCUCGAGUCACUUCACCAAGCAGCAAUAUCCAACCAACGCGACCCCUUGUCGGUAUCAACCUACGACGGACAGCUGGCGGAGACAGUACAGAAACACUUUGACCAACUAUGCGAUAUCACAAACAUGUUCACUUGCAUUGGCAUGGACACCUCCAUGCUCAUCGAGGACGAAAUCGUUCCCGACCUGUCCUACUUCACACAUCCAGAAGCCGACGACGAGCGCCACACACCGUUCAAGACCGUAUCCGAAGCCCGGCACCGCCUGCAUUUUGUUGAGCUGACAUUUUCAGGGGCCUUUGACGACUGCUGGUUCUGCGGGUUCGACAACUGCUGGCACUCGGCCCCGUCGCCGUGCCAGGCGCCGGAGCCUUCGCAAGACGUACAGACCCUGCAAAAGGCAGCGUGGGAUGAGGCGUCGACGCGUUUCAAGGUCUGGUGCUCCCGUUUCGAUCUGCUGCAGGAGAGACUGCCGGGGAAGCUGGACCCGGCGGACCUAGACGAGCUCAAGGCACUCCGCUUCUCCCGCACGAGUUGGGAGAUCUUCAAUGCCCAAGACGGACCGUGUGCGAUGAAGAACUCCAACAUGGCUGAGCUGCACGCGCUCGUCGACAUGGCUGAGGAGAUUGUGGCCGGCAGGGAUGGACUCCAUCGGCCGAGGUUUGCGCUCGCGGCCGACAUUGUGCCCUCUCUUUCGUACAUUUGCGCGUUCUGCGACAAUGUCGACCUCGAACGGAGGAUCGUCGACGUUCUCCGAGGUAUGAAGCGGAGGGAGGGCAUGUGGGAUAGUCGAGAGCUGGCGAAUCUGUAUGAUCUCGUUAUACAGGCCAAGACUGGCAACCAGUGGAAAGACGAGUACAACUGGGAGACUUUGCCUAGUCUUGCGAGGAUGAUGUCGAACAUGUCAUUGUCCGGUUCGGGAGAUCGUGUGGGACCGCCUAGUCCUUUGACUUUGCUUUGA